This is a messenger RNA of Pochonia chlamydosporia 170, 591 nucleotides long. Its product is annotated as WSC domain-containing protein. The transcript has 2 exons. The record is from RefSeq and is a predicted model, not a curated record. The coding region runs from base 1 to 591 and encodes 196 amino acids. Lineage: Eukaryota; Fungi; Ascomycota; Sordariomycetes; Hypocreales; Clavicipitaceae.
AUGAUCAUCACAUUCCAAUUGUUACUACUCGGCCUGGCACCUACAUUGGUGUUUGCGGCAGGAAACGUUACUUAUCUAGGAUGUCUUUUAGCACCAUCUACAGGCAUCUCGCGUCCAUUGGCAUUCAAUGCCAUAAACUUCCAACGCAUACCAGCCUCUCCAGAAAGGUGCGCAAGUGCAUGUCAGUUCGCAAAUGGUGGUCCUGCAGGAGGUUUCAACUACAACUACCCCAUGUUCGCGUUAGAUAACUCAGCGUGCUUCUGUGGAUUUCAUCUAGCACCUGGUGCGAAACUUGGUCUAAACAGAAUUUGCGACACUAAGUGCUCUGGCGAUGCGUCGGCUACCUGUGGCGGCGACAAGGCUGUUAGUCUGUAUGGCGAUGGCCAGUUCCUCUCGACACCUAUUUAUAUGGACGGGUUGAACUUUGAUAAGUGUUACGAGCUGGACCAGUCAAAGUACAAUGGUCCCAAGUACAAUGACGCGACAAACAUGACGGUUAACACUUGCGCCAACUUCUGUGUUGAGCAUGGCAGGUAUGGAAUCAGUCUCGACAAGGACGACAACUGCUGUGAGUUUCAUCCCCCAACAUAA